GCAGUGGGUGAGUCCCGGUGCUGGUGUAUGUGUGUGUGUGUGAGAGGAUGAGGAUGAGGAUGAAGCAGCAGAGUGUGUUGUCGUUUUUCCUUCUCAGCGCUUUUUACAGCGUCGUCUCGUCGCUUUAUUUCCACAUCGGUGAGACGGAGAAGAAAUGUUUCAUCGAGGAGAUUCCCGACGAGACGAUGAUCAUCGGAAACUACAGGACUCAGCUGUACGACAAACAGAGGGAGGAGUAUCUUCCUGCCACACAGGGGCUGGGCAUGUUUGUCGAAGUCAAAGAUCCCGAUGACAAGGUGAUUCUGUCUCGUCAGUACGGCUCAGAGGGAAGAUUCACCUUCACGUCGCACACACCGGGAGAACAUCAGAUCUGUCUGCACUCCAACUCCUCCAAGUUCUCCCUGUUUGCUGGAGGCAUGCUGAGGGUUCACCUGGACAUCCAGGUGGGAGAACACGCCAACAACUACGCGGAGAUCGCUGCCAAAGACAAACUGACGGAGCUGCAGCUGAGAGUGAGACAGCUGGCGGAGCAGGUGGACCAGAUCCAGAAGGAACAGAACUACCAGAGGUACCGUGAGGAGCGUUUCCGUCAGACCAGUGAAAGCACAAACCAGCGCGUCCUCUGGUGGUCCAUCGUCCAGACUCUCAUCCUGGUCGCCAUCGGCAUCUGGCAGAUGAGGCAUCUCAAGAGCUUCUUCGAGGCCAAGAAACUGGUGUAGAGUGUGUGUGUGUGUGUGUGUGUUUAAUCUCUACUGAUGGAUGCAGUAAAAACUCCUGAGGAGUCACGACGCAGAAAAAUCCAACAUCAUCGUCAUCAAGACUGUUGUUGUUGUUGUUUUUCCUCAUCCGUUUAUCACAACGACAGAAAAACAUGUGGAGCUAUUUAUUACACAGCUGUCAUAUCACGCGUCUUUGUGAGGGACAUGUUUGUUUGUUUGUCUGUCUGUGUUUAACAUGUUUGUUUGUCUGUCUGUGUUUAACAUGUUUGUUACUGGCCACUAGAGAUGUCGGAAAGAAGAGUUGGGUUUUGUUAGUCUGAGUCUCAGAGUCCUGAGUCCUCAGAUUAUAAUCAGAUUAUUAUAGUUUUUGGGGGGCGGGGCGAGCAUAUUUUCAGAUGUAACAAAGAAUGAAUAAAGAUCAGUGAAGAUGUUUAAAAACGUGUGUUUUUAAAGGAAAUGAUAAACAAGAGAACAUUUUUAUAACUUGUGCAGAUUAAAGCAGAUGUUUGUUUGUUUUCAGUGUCACAUGAUCGGUCAUAAUCCAGUUUGGUGAAGGAGGAUGUGAUGUCACUGUGAUUCUAUUUGUUACUUUCAUUUGAGUGAAGCUUUUCUUUUUUCGUUUGUGUCCAAACUGAAUGUAUGUUUUCAGUCAAAUCCACUUUUUCUGCGUCCACGCUGAUUUUAAUGACCUUUAUUUUGAAAAACUACUUCAGCAGCAGCUUCUGCAGUAAAAAAAAAAAAACCUCUAUAAAGUUAAUCUUUUAUUUGUUUUUCCUCUGGUGGUUUUUGUGUUCAACUGUUUCUGUUUCCCUGGCUUUGACUUUAAAUCAGCGGUGAAGGUUCAUUUUUAUUUUAUUUUGAAGAGAUUCUGUCAAUGAAAUCUGUCAGGAAAGUUGCACUUGAAAUAAAGUUUUGUCACCUUUGA
This is a messenger RNA of Solea senegalensis (Senegalese sole), 1644 nucleotides long. RefSeq names its product transmembrane p24 trafficking protein 9 (gene tmed9). Gene Ontology annotation, biological process: COPI coating of Golgi vesicle; Golgi organization; intracellular protein transport. The transcript is spliced from 5 exons. The record is from RefSeq and is a predicted model, not a curated record. Gene Ontology annotation, cellular component: COPII-coated ER to Golgi transport vesicle; Golgi apparatus; endoplasmic reticulum. The coding region runs from base 48 to 719 and encodes 223 amino acids. NCBI's taxonomy places the organism in Eukaryota, Metazoa, Chordata, Actinopteri, Pleuronectiformes, Soleidae.